AUGGCCCCUGGACAGGCUCCCGAGCCUGCCGACAAUGACCCCAGGUCGAGGUCGCAACCCGGCCAGGUCCGGUUUUCCACGAUAACUGAGGAAAUCGAGCCUUCGGACCGCUCGGUACCUCCCAAAGCCCCCGGCGAUGAACCGAUCAAGAAUCAGAACCAAGAGGAGGAUCUCCGGUCACUGGCUGCAAGCCUUCAAAAGUCCCAAUUGCAGGAGACUCGGUUGCGACAGUUCUCGUAUGACCCGAUUUCACUUCCUUCCUCAAGGGUUGCGUCUCGAGAGUCGAGCGAUCGUAGUGGACGCGAAGUCAAUGGAUCCGGUCUGCCGUCUCCCCGCGGUUCUCCAACGGUGUCCGCCAUGCAGUCUCCCCCGCUUACUCCGGCGGCGACUCAUUCACGUGAAGCCAAGUCUACUGAUACGUCUUCGACGUCGAAUGCAACCGACAGAGUGCCGGGACAGUCCGCCGCAAUGACUCCAACCACUUCCCCGCCGACAAGUGCGACCCUGAAGAACAAAGCUUCCCAGAGUGCCCCCUCCUCGCGGCCUUCUUCGACCGAUCAACUAUCGAAACAGAAUGAUGUUGCUCAAACGUCAUCUCAUCCGCAAAAUGGUGCCAGACACCGAGCGCAGUUCUUCAUUGGCCCCACCGCCGAUGCCAGCUCGCAGGACGAAAGUCCUCCGCUGACUCCGAGGGCCGAUCCAGAGAGUUAUACCCCUCCAGGUGCCAUUACGCCGGUCGGAGAGCCAAACGAUCCAUAUGCCCGCAGUAAGCGGCCUCCACAGCCAAAGAACCUUGCCCAGCUUGACCAACGAUUCAUCUUCGGCGGCCGGGACUCGAAACGUCGCACGAACACCUCAUCUUCUUUCACACGCCCCAUGUCUCCGCGGUCCGCCAGCGCAAGUGAUCUCAGGUCGUCCGAAAAGCGUAGCGGCUUUUUCGGUAGCAAGAAAGAAGCACGGGCGCAGGAACCGGAAGGCAAGCCCCACGGUCAUAUGUCGGAGCUUAAGCGCUUUUUCAAAAGGAACCAUAAUAAACACAAACGUGGAGACUCACCCUCAUCGAUCCCCUUCAAGAAGUCGAGUCGAUCAUCUGGGAAAGGCGGGCCUUUUCACGCAUCGGACAGUGUUCCAUUCGCUGAUGACCAUGGACUCAAUUCAAAGUACGGGAAGCUAGGGAAGGUCCUGGGUUCGGGAGCCGGCGGAUCCGUGAGGCUGCUGAAGCGUAACAGCGACGGUGUCACUUUUGCCGUCAAACAGUUCCGGGAUCGUCACUCAUGGGAAACCCUGAAGGAAUAUUCCAAAAAGGUCACGGCCGAAUUCUGCAUCGGCUCAACCCUCCAUCAUGGCAAUAUUAUCGAGACACUAGACAUCAUUCAAGAGGGCAGCCAUUGGUAUGAGGUCAUGGAGUACGCCCCCUUUGAUCUGUUUGCCAUCGUCAUGACCGGGAAGAUGGUCAAGGAUGAGAUUGCCUGCGCAUUCAAGCAGAUUCUCAGCGGAGUGGCCUACUUGCAUGGGAUGGGCCUGGCACACCGGGACUUGAAGUUGGACAAUGUGGUGGUCAAUGAACAUGGCAUUAUGAAGCUCAUUGACUUUGGAAGUGCCGUUGUUUUCCGGUAUCCUUUCGAAAAUGACAUUGUCCCUGCUUCCGGUAUUGUCGGCUCUGAUCCCUAUCUGGCUCCGGAGGUCUACGAUGAGAAAAAGUACGAUCCACGCCCUACUGAUGUCUGGUCAUUGGCCAUCAUCUUCUGCUGUAUGACACUGCGCCGAUUCCCUUGGAAGCAACCCCGCGUCAGCGACAAUUCUUACCGACUCUUCGUCUCCCCGCCGACUCCCGGUACUCCUGUCCCAGAUGCAGACCCCAAACGUCACCGGAUCAAGUCAUCUCCCGAUCUCCCUUCGGCUGUCCACGAGGAAAAGGCGCCGCAGCCGAUAGAUACAAGAAAGGGUCCGAUCGAGCAGCCCGUGCAGGCCAAUGGAGCUCCGUCAGGCACCACUGGUGGGGAGGAAAACCGUCCACCGGAGAGUCCCCAGGAACGAACGCCCACUAACAAGACCACCGCGGACGACAAGAAUGCCCCCACCCACAAAGCGAGCCGCACCACAAGCAAGGAAGCCCCUCCGCUUCCAGCGUCAGCGCAGCCUUCGGGUCAACGCCAAGAAGUUAUCAAGGGCCCCUGGAGGCUUUUGCGGCUUCUGCCGCGCGAGAGUCGAUAUAUCAUCGGACGCAUGCUCAAGGUGAGCGUCAAGGAGCGGGCCACCCUUGAUGACGUCCUGACCGAUGAAUGGGUCCGCAACAUCAAGGCGUGCCAGCAGGAGCUUUCGGGCGAGGUUAUCCGAGCUCCUGGCCACACGCAUGUCCUCGAACCCCCGUCAGCCAGUGUGCCGUCCGGUGCCAUUGCCGGCCUCACAGUUGAUUGCUCCCUCUACCCCCUCGACACGAUCAAAACCCGCCUCCAGAAAGCCCGCACCCAAGGCCCGUCGGUGGUCGCUCCGAGCCUCUCCCUCCGACAAACCAUCCGCGGCAUCUACGCCGGUCUUCCCUCCGUCCUCUUCGGCUCCGCCCCGUCCGCCGCCUCCUUCUUCAUCGUCUACGAUGGCGUGAAACGGACGCUUCUCCCUUCCACCCCCUCCGACACCCCAUCUCGCUCCCACAUCAUCCUCACCCACUCCCUUGCCUCGUCCAUGGGCGAGGUCGCCGCCUGCGCCGUCCGCGUGCCCACCGAGGUCGUCAAGCAGCGCGCCCAGGCCGGUCUUUUCGGCGGAUCGAGCCUGCUCGCCCUCAAGGACAUCCUCGCGCUGCGCCAUCCCGACCCCGCCACCGGCGCGACGCGCGGCUAUGGCCAGGUCCUCCGAGAACUCUACCGGGGUGCAGGCAUCACCAUUGCCCGGGAGAUCCCGUUCACGGUCCUCCAGUUCACCAUGUGGGAGUCCAUGAAGGAGGCGUAUGCCAAGCGCAUGCAGGAUGGCUAUGCGGGGGUUAUCCCCGCCUCGACCAGUGCUAUGUUUGGUAGUGUGGCGGGUGCAAUCUCGGCGGGGUUGACGACGCCGCUGGAUGUGAUUAAGACGCGGGUCAUGCUGGCUCGGAGGGCGGAUGGAGCUGGGGUGCGGAUCCGCGAUGUGGUGCAGGAGAUCUCGAAGGAGGGCUUUGGGGCUUUCUGGCGGGGCAUUGGCCCGCGUGUGGCUUGGAUUGGGAUCGGGGGUGCGGUGUUUUUGGGGAGUUAUCACGAUCGUCGCUUCUGCCUCCGCAUCGUCGCUUCACCUCCGCAUUUCCUCUGCCCACUGCAUCAAUCCCCCUCCCGCUGCAUGGCCCGAAAACUCAGCCACCAGAGGGUCACCUAUGUGCUCCCUCUGCCAGAUGCGCCUGGUGGACAUAGGCUGGGCGUGAACGGUCUGACCGUCGACACGGACAAUUCCAUCCUGUAUUCGGCAGGUCGCGAUGGUGUCGUCUGCUCCUGGGACCUCAACCUCCCCCUCUCGGGCGCAUCGUCGUCCAAAUCUAGUUCGACCACGUUUAGGAACCAAGUCCAGGCGCACAGUCAUUGGAUCAACGACAUUGUCCUGACCAAGAACAAUACGGCGCUCGUUUCCGCCUCUUCCGAUACCACCGUACGCUUAUGGCGACCGCACUCGGAAUCCACCGAGGUUCCGAACCCCAUCGGAAAACACGCGGACUACGUGAAGGCCUUGGCCACGCCCGGAAAUCACUCCUCCUGGGUCGCGUCGGGCGGGUUGGAUCACAAGCUCUAUCUGUGGGACCUGAAUGGCGGCGGGGAGAUCCUGGGUAUUGAUGCCUGCGGGGAGGACCGCACGGCCAAGGGCUCGGUCUACGCCUUGGGGGCGGUAUCCUCUGUCCUUGCCAGCGGUGGGCCGGAGAGUGUGGUCAGGGUGUGGGAUCCAAAAUCCGGAAAGCAGAUUACCAAGUUCGUGGGUCACACCGACAACAUUCGAGAUAUCCUCAUCAACCAGGAUGGCGAUACCAUCAUGACCGCGUCGUCCGACCAGACGGUCAAGGUGUGGUCACUGACGGCAGGGCGAUGCAUGCAUACCCUGACGAUGCAUAACGAUAGUGUUUGGUCGCUUUAUUCGAAUCAUCCACAGCUGUCCGUCUUCUACUCGAGCGAUCGGUCCGGGGUGGUCGCCAAGACCGACACGAGACAUUCUCCGGACAUUGAGCAAGGCGUCUGCGUCGCCGCACUGCAGGAGCACGAGGGAGUAAUCAACGUCGUGGCGGCGGGAGAUUACAUCUGGACGGCAACCCCGAAGUCCAGUAUCAAUCGUUGGCGGGAUGUCGAUACCACAGCCGAGAUCGAGUCGCCAUCUUCGGGAGAACGAAACGGCAAAAAGUCCAGUGCUGAUUCCUCAGCGAAAGGGGCGCGGAAGAAGAUCCCGUACGAAUCGGUGCUGCUGCUCUCGAACACAUCCACAUUCCCGAAAUCGAGAGUUCCUCCCGACGCCGCGCCGGGCUCAAUAUCACAUGCACCAGGGCCGCCUUCGGGGUCCGAUAUGGAGGAUGAACUGGGACUGACAGUGCCUGUUCAGUCCUUGCCCGAAGAGACAAUAGAAGGCCAGCAUGGGUUGAUCAAGCACCUGAUGCUGAAUGACCGCAAACGUACUUUGACCCAGGAUUCCGCGGGCGAGGUUGUCUUAUGGGACCUCCUCAAGUGUAAACCUAUCCAGUCCUAUGGCAAGCGGCAUAUAGACGAUGUCGCAUCGGAGAUUAAUACGAAUGAGACCAUCGCUCACUGGUGUACGAUUGAUAUUCGCACGGGAAGGCUAUCAGUGAUCUUGGAACCAGGCCGCUGUUUUGACGCUGAGAUAUACGCCGACGAAACCGAGCUAGACGACUAUUCCCAGUUCCGCGACGACCAGAGAAUCAACCUAGGAAAAUGGAUUUUGCGCUGGCUGUUUGCGCCGCUGGUGGAGGAACAUGUCCAACGCGAUGCCCAGUAUCGCGCCCUGGCCAUGGCAAAGGCGGAGGAACUUGCGAAGCUGACCACAACCGGCGCCUCUGCACCAAUGGAUAUACCAUCCAAAGAUGGAGCCAGACGGCCGCUGGGCUUGCAGACGCAUUUAGAUGCCUCGUUCGCAACCUUCCGGUCAGGAUACGACUCCCUGGGUAGCCCUGCGACGCCUGGAUUUGGGAUUGGCUACGCAACGAGCCCCGGCGGUCUAGGGUCACCGGGCAUUCCUCAUAGCUUCAACAACAACAGUUACUUUGGGACCUCCAUCGGCGAGGCAUCCGACAUUCUGACGUCACAGCAAAACCCGGAUGUCACUCGAACGUCGUUGUCGGACCGGUCGAGCGAUUAUUUCUCCUCGUCAUCAAAGCCUCACGGUCUGGCUCCGAUAGACACAGACAAGGCUCCACCGACGCCGGGAGAGCCGACUCCCACGGCCCUGCCUCAAUCACCGGCCGAGCCCGACAAGGAAGAGCGGAAGAGGGGCGCCUCCAUCUUUGGCAAGAAGUUCCGGAUGGACUUUCCCAAGAAACUGGGCCGGUCGUCCUCGGAGGUCAAGCCCCAGAUUCAGGAAGAGAAGGUGGAGGAAUCGGACCUCUCCUCCGUCAAGGAAGAGAAAGUGUUUGAGACCAAUCUCAGCGGCUUUAUCGAGCGAACCCGGCAUGAGUACGAGGAAUGGCUGGCAGCCAACCCGGGCCAGGAGCUGCUAUCGGCGUUCGCUCCCAGUCCCGAUAGCGAAACGCCCGCGUUGCAGAUACCGGCCCGCACUGGCGUUUUCAUCCAAGAGGAGUCUGGCGACACUGCGGUGGCAUCUGAUCUGUACCGGGGUACGGUGGGUCAGAUUAGCCAGGAGAUCGAUAAGCUGGAGAAGUCGAUUCCGCUGUGGCUUGCUGAUUUGCUGCUUAAGAACCAAAUGCCUAUCAAAGAACCCGUCAAGAUCGCCUUUACGCUGAAACCCUACGACGAUCUUCUCCCGCCUGUUGUCAAGCCCGAGCCGGCUACCAGUGCGAAUACUACGAACAACAACCGGCUCAAUGCCAACCGCAUGCUUCGAGCCAAGAAGAUCCUUGCCUACGUGGCGGAGCGGAUUGAUCCGCCUAAUCCCGACGAGCCCGAAGAGAAUGCGAUGAAGCCGGAAGAGUACUUGGAGCUGUACUGUCACAAGAUGUUGAUACCACCGAACAUGACCCUGGCGACGAUCCGGACGCACAUCUGGCGAUCCUCGGGGGAUAUGCUUCUGCACUACAAGGCAAACGGCAAGAAGGAGAUCCGAGUGGGACGAGACGGGGAGCGAGCCCCCCAUGAGCUCGGGUCGAGUCGGUUUCUGGAUCCCGGCAGCGCCGCCAACGGAGAGGGCGGAGUCGCAGCCCCGGGGAGCAUCCAUUCGUUGACCGCGUCGGGAUCUGGUGCAGCCUCGAUCAGCAAUUCUUGA
This is a messenger RNA of Aspergillus ibericus CBS 121593, 6390 nucleotides long. RefSeq names its product Pkinase-domain-containing protein. The coding region runs from base 1 to 6390 and encodes 2129 amino acids. Gene Ontology annotation, biological process: double-strand break repair via homologous recombination; protein deubiquitination; protein phosphorylation. Lineage: Eukaryota; Fungi; Ascomycota; Eurotiomycetes; Eurotiales; Aspergillaceae. The transcript has 12 exons. The record is from RefSeq and is a predicted model, not a curated record. Gene Ontology annotation, molecular function: ATP binding; protein kinase activity; ubiquitin binding.